Pocillopora damicornis (cauliflower coral) is the source of this 768-nucleotide messenger RNA. RefSeq lists its product as uncharacterized. The record is from RefSeq and is a predicted model, not a curated record. NCBI's taxonomy places the organism in Eukaryota, Metazoa, Cnidaria, Anthozoa, Scleractinia, Pocilloporidae.
CCGGCCCACAUAUGUUUUGAAAAGACAGCGGUGAGGCCGUGAGUCAGUAUUGUAGUCGGCGAUUCCAUCGUCAUUAGAAGUCCCCUUUCACAAGCACUACGGUAAGAUGGCAGCGAGGAAAUUCGUUGGACUUUUUAUAAUAAUUUCGUGUAUAACAAUAGGAUCUUGUCUGCAGUGUUACAGUUGCGUUCGCGAAGACAAAUCAGACGCUGGAGAAUUCUGCAAGUUUCCAUCAUCAUCUGAACUGGGAGAGAACACUAUUGUCAACUGCAGUGAGGGUCAGAAUCGGUGCAUGAUCACAAAAAUGACUCAAGAUAAUAACGAAGUUACGCUUUUUAAGCGAGAAUGCGCCAAAGAAGGAGAUUGUUCGAACAGUUGCACAGAUCCAGAUGAACAGAUGAAAGAUGUUGUAUGCGACUCCUGCUGUGAAGAGGACCUCUGCAACAAAGGAGAAGGACCGGUACCUGAGGCGGCCAAAAAGUCAGGAGCAUCGCGGAUAGCAGUGAUCAGGGGCCUAUACACUAUCGCGGGCUCCCUUUCGUGGUUCCUUUGGUAACUUUGUCGUGACCGCUGCCGUUUAAAGUACAUUUAGUCUGCUCAUGUGUUUGUUUAUCUUCAUGAUGUGGCUUUUACCAAUUUAUAAGCGUAUGUCGGUUCAAUUAGCUCUGUAUUAUUAGUAGAUGUAAUUUUUGUGAUUGUGUGAGUUAACAGAAUAGUGGGAGAAAAUAGUGGUAGAUCAGCAAAACAUCCCAUCUGCCUCACAAAAAG